CAAUGUACGAUGACCAACUAGAUCCACUUAUUGAAGAGAUUUUGUGGACUGAGAAAAGAAUACUUAAUCUUGACUUAGCAUUAGUAAUGGAGUGUUCAUUAUUUGAACCACCAUAUUGCCGUGAUUACUCUCUGACUCGUGAAGACAAAAUCGAAGCAAACAGAGAUGCAAUCCAGGCGAGAGAACGAUUUCUCAAAACAGCCAAAGAAGAACGCCAACUGCUCCAAACCCAGAAAGAAAACAAACAACGUGAAUAUUGGGAGCAUAUGCAAAAGAUGCUAGAGGACUUUAAGAAGACUAUGGAACAACAAGAAGAGAUGGAGGAAAUUGUUGUUCUAGAAGAGGAUGAAGAAUCUGAGACAGAAUCUGAAACUGAAUCCAACAAUGUCUCAAUUCUUGAAUAUCCACAAACUCCAUCACCACUGGAUAUCGAAAAUAAGAUAACACUUGCAGAAAUGAUUGCACGAGGUACAGUGGUGAUGCUUCCUGAAAGCCCACAAAGUUUAACCGUACAAGAUGUGAAGCCUACCGAGGGUCCUGUCUCGGAACCGCCUUCACGAGCUGCACCAAAAACGUUAGAGGAACCUGUCCUCCUAACAUGUGUUGAAGACACUUCUCCAGAGGAACCUGUUCUGGAGAAAUCUGAGCCCACCACCGACCCCCUUGAUUCCGAUGAGUCUGACAAAUCUAUAGACGAGAAAUUACCUUGUGAUGCUGAAUCCAUUCCGUCUAUAGAAACUAUCACUGAAGACUCGGAGGAAGGACAUGUUGUAAUCUGUUGUGAUAUUUUAUUUACUCGCAAGUGCACGAACCGUACGAAAGUAUAGCAACGCAAAUACGAGCCCCUUGAUAUGAUGCGGCUCCUCUCUCUUUAUACCCAUCAUGUCUCUCUUCUUUUUUUAGGUUUAAUGUGGGUUGGGUUGAGAAUUGAGAUAGAAUUUGUAUAGCAAUUGGAUCUUGACUUGCACUUGGACUUUAAAUCUUCAAUCCAUUAAAGCUUGGCCCAAUUC
Molecule: messenger RNA, 1010 nt
Organism: Cuscuta campestris
Lineage: Eukaryota; Viridiplantae; Streptophyta; Magnoliopsida; Solanales; Convolvulaceae
Source: the annotation of a GenBank genome assembly